Molecule: messenger RNA, 1416 nt
Organism: Prorocentrum cordatum
Lineage: Eukaryota; Dinophyceae; Prorocentrales; Prorocentraceae
Source: the annotation of a GenBank genome assembly
GUAGAUUGGCAGUGCGACGACGCUUCCAGUAUCUGGUGGUGUGGAUUCUAUCCUGCUGGCUAUGUGGGUGCUGAGUCCUGGGCCAUCGACUGGAAGGAUGACGAAUCUGGUUCGUGGCCAUCUCAGGAUUGGGAUCAGAAGCAGCGGGUGCAGUGCGCUGGUCAGGGCCCCCAGCACCAGCAGGGCGGACCCACUCAGGAAACCAAGGCGCUGGCGGAGCAAGCGGCCGCCGCAGAGGUUCUCGCAGCAGGAGCCAGUCGCACCACGACCGAGGCGCACGCGGCAGUGGCCGAGGCUCGCAAGGACAGAGGUUUCUUUCCGAGCAAGAGCAGGCCGAGGGGAGGCGCGUCGAGCAAGAAAGGCAAGGGAUGUUUGAUCCGUGGCCGGCCUGAUCACCGCUGGCGCGAGCGUCCUGAUCGCCGCUCGGCCAAUGACAAGCAGGUCGCUCCCAAGGGCGAGGGCUUCGGAUCCCAGGGCGGCCCGGAAGGCAAGGCCAGUUUCGGCAAGAACAAGGGCCAGCCAUCGCAAUGCAUGGGGUGGGGUAUAUUCGAUCUUCACGUGAUCUGGCCCAUGUCCAACCUCGCGUCGCGCGAGCUGGCGCCGGACUGCGGGGCGACUACUCUGGGUGGAAGCAGAGGCGCGGUGGCCUCGCUCGUCGAGGCGGCGAUGAGUGAGUAUCCGCGGGCCGAUUGCCGCAUCGACGGAGACGGGGGGCCGUGGUUCAAGCUUGCACAUGGAGAGUGGGGUCAGGCUAUGUCCGAGGCGUGGCUCCAUUCGCCUGCGGGAUGGCUCGGCGCUCAUGUUUUGGACGCCGACGACGUGCCGGUCUCGACGGGGGUCGGUCGGUUGAGCGCGCGCGACGUGGCAUCCAGGAGCAAUUCCCUGCAGCUCUACGACCGGGAGGGCAAGCAGGCGGAGGCGGCGGGUCUGCGCCGAGGCCGCUCUGGGCGCAGGCUCCUGGACGCGCCGGGGCCCCUGCGGCCCAGGGGGCCGACCAGCCGUGGGCAGCGCGCCGGUGCCCGAGACUUCCUUGGGCACGCAGAUGGCCAGGGCCCGCAGAUUCCAAGCGACGGUUACGUCUCGAGCGAGAUCGCGGCCGCGAUCUACGAGGAGAUGACCUGGGUCGAGGUCGCAGGCGUGAUCUUCUUCGACCUGGCGACCCGGGCGACCGAGGGAAACGCCGACAUGAUCCCGCUCGCGACCGAGGGCUUUUCGGGGAACUACCGCAGUCAUUCGCAUCCCGAGGUGGCGCAGCAGGCGUGGGGCGAGAUGGCCCAGGACGACCCGGGGCCGACGGCGACCUUGGUCAGGCACCUGGCCAACGAGCGCGGUCCGUCGAAGCACAAGGGCAGGGUCAUGAUUGAGCUGGUGGCAGACGCGACGCACUCCCGUCAAGACGGGCCGAAGCGCGUUCCC